ACGGUAGCCUACGAGAUCGGAGGCGGAGCAUUCAACAUAUGAUGGCGAACAGCGAGAGCAGUCGGGACGGUAGCAUGCCGAACGAAGACAUAAACGAAUCCGACAUGGAAUCGGAAAACGGUGUCGAAAACGGCGACGAGGAAGAGCUAAACACAGAUAAGAUGGACCCAGCUGAUCGCGAACUGUACGAAAAACUUAAAAGGCAGGAAAGAGAGGAGAGGGAAGAGAUCGAAAGGGAAUUAAAAGCGCAUAAAGAAGCGAUCGCCAGACAUCAAGAAAUUGAAGAACUUCGGGCGAAGGAGCUUCGACUUCACGCGGCGGCGGAACGUCUUCACCCGACUCCGGUGCGCGAGCGGGGCGAGAGGGAACGAGACAGGGAUUCUGAGAGAGAACUUCACCGCAAACAUAACGGCAUAGACUUGCGCUCCCCCUCCCGUAACCACGCCACAGACAACGGCAGCCUCACCCCACGGGACAUUAAAUCUGAACUGUCAAAUGUAUACGGUCAUACUGCCUAUUUGGACCGCUCCUACCCUAAGGCCUCUCCCGCACAGUCCCCCAGUUCCUCCCUAAACGAUGUCAGUCCAAGCCACCAUUGGUCAUUCCAAGAGCAAUUCAAACAAUUGUAUGAAAUCAACGAAGACCCAAAGCGAAGAGAGUUUCUGGAUGAUCUGUUCUCUUUCAUGCAGAAGAGAGGAACACCUGUUAACAGAAUACCGAUCAUGGCGAAACAGACCCUAGACCUGUAUGAGCUGUUCCGAUUGGUUGUAUCCAAGGGUGGGCUUGUGGAAGUCAUCAACAAGAAGCUGUGGCGAGAAAUCACCAAAGGACUCAAUCUUCCCUCCUCCAUCACCAGUGCUGCAUUUACACUCAGAACUCAAUAUAUGAAGUACCUUUAUCCAUACGAAUGUGAGAAGCUGAAAUUGAGCAACCCUGCCGAGCUGCAGGCAGCCAUUGACGGGAACCGAAGAGAAGGUAGACGGUCUAGCUUUGGCUAUGAUCUAUCUCCUGGCCCCACUCUCCUCCCCACUACCCACCCUCACCUUAACGCCAGUCUCAUCAACGGAAAACUUAGUUCACAAGAGUCAGAUUCCUCCCCAAAGACAAAAUUGUGGAGAGGAAACUGGAGUGAUUCCUUGGCACAUCUUCCGUCUGUCCACAGGGCUAUGGAACCAGCUCAUGAUGAUGACAGCCUACCUCCUACACCUACCCCGAUCAGGGUGUCCGAGAGGGACGCCAUAGCCAUGGAAGCAGCGUCCAGAGCCAUGGAAGAGGCUACCAGGAAAAUGGAAGCUGCAUCCAGAGCCGCAUCUUUAGAAGACGCACCUCCCAGAAAGAGGCUGUACUUGUCUGAAGAGGAGCGCUUGAUGGCCCAUGCAGGCAUGCCGAGCUGUCACCUCAAGAUCACUAGUCGAAAUGAUGGUCGCUGUGAAAUCGACAACUCUCUGGUAGUCAGUAUGGAGAUUAAUGGUAUAAUGUAUCAAGGUGUACUGUUUGCUCAACAUCCCAGACGCCUUUGAGACGACACUCCCAGUGACCUGUGUGCGCAGCAGGAUGUUUCACGGACUAUAUAUAUAUUUGCGUCAGUUGUUUGACGCUGGACAUGUAUUUGUGUAUCCCAAUUUUGACUCGACGCUUUAGUGAUGUGUCUCGUUGCGUGAUAUCUCUCCGUCAUCAUCAUGGGAGAUAAUCUGAACGCUGAUUAACCCCGCCCCACCCACACCACAAAAACUGUGUCGAGGAAAACACAUGUAUGAGUGGACAUGAGCGCCUCGUCGCCGUAAUUGUCAUCCCCCGUAAUUUAAUUUGGACUGUUUGACCUAGACCUUCAUAUCAGCAGCCUCAGCACAAGGACAGAGUGCUGCUCGUGUAUUUAUUGUCUUACUGUCAUCAUGGGCCCUCUUGUAUCACCUUACGACCACC
Liolophura sinensis is the source of this 1923-nucleotide messenger RNA. RefSeq names its product AT-rich interactive domain-containing protein 3A-like. Gene Ontology annotation, biological process: regulation of transcription by RNA polymerase II. Gene Ontology annotation, cellular component: nucleus. Lineage: Eukaryota; Metazoa; Mollusca; Polyplacophora; Chitonida; Chitonidae. The coding region runs from base 39 to 1520 and encodes 493 amino acids. Gene Ontology annotation, molecular function: DNA binding. The record is from RefSeq and is a predicted model, not a curated record. The transcript is spliced from 8 exons.